UAUCCUUAUCUUGGAACAUUAUUUCUUGCAGUGUACCAUCAUAAAUAUUACAGUAGCAAAUCCAGUACAUAUAAACCAAUUAAUACUCCAUUUUCUAUCCAGUAUGGCACUGGCAGUUUAACUGGAUUCCUAUCUUCUGAUGUAGUAAAUGUUGCCGGCCUCCCUAUUAAAGAUCAAGGAUUCGCAGAAGCCGUCGAGCAGCCAGGUGAUACGUUUGUUUAUUCAGAGUUUGACGGUAUCUUGGGCAUGGGUUAUCCCGAAAUAUCCGAGGAUGGAGUGACGCCUGUCUUCGUAAACAUGGUUAAUCAACACUUAGUAGAACAACCUAUUUUUAGCUUCUAUCUGAGUCGAGACUCUUCAGCCGAGAAAAGUGAACUGAUAUUGGGUGGUUCUGAUCCCAAUCAUUAUGAGGGUAACUUCACAUACGUUCCUGUUACUCAGAAAGGAUACUGGCAAUUUACUAUGGAUAGUGUCUCGAUAAGUGGUUACCAGAUAACUGAAAACACCCAAGCUAUUGCUGACACAGGUACUUCUUUAUUAGUUGGACCAGAUAAUCACAUUGCUCUUAUGAACGAAUUAAUUGAAGCUGACGAGAAUGGAUUUGUGAAUUGUGAUAGUGUUGACGAAAUGCCUGCAAUUAGUUUCGUUCUGAGUGGUGUGCCACACUAUCUUUUCCCUCACGAUUAUAUUCUUCGAGAUGUAGAGUAUGACCAGCAGAUAUGUUACAGCGGCUUUCAAUCAAGCGGAUCUGAUUCAUCUGAAUCAUCUGAGGCGUCAGGUCCGGCAUGGAUUCUUGGUGAUGUAUUUUUGCGUCCUUUUUAUAGCGAGUAUGAUAUGGGAAAUAAUCGAGUGGGAUUCGCUCAUUCGAAAUAAAAGCUGAUCGUUUUGAAAACGACUAAUUUGCUAUAUAUAUAUAAAU
Camponotus floridanus (Florida carpenter ant) is the source of this 919-nucleotide messenger RNA. RefSeq names its product lysosomal aspartic protease-like. Lineage: Eukaryota; Metazoa; Arthropoda; Insecta; Hymenoptera; Formicidae. The annotation marks the transcript as partial. Gene Ontology annotation, biological process: proteolysis; cell death. The transcript has 6 exons. Gene Ontology annotation, cellular component: lysosome. Gene Ontology annotation, molecular function: aspartic-type endopeptidase activity. The record is from RefSeq and is a predicted model, not a curated record.